AUGAAGGGAGUGGGUGUUGUUAAACUCAAGUGAAUCUUAGUGAAAUUAAAAGUUACCGUAGUUUAGAAUUUAAACCUACAUAGGUUUAUACUUAAUUAGGCUAGAUAAAACAGCGAGAAGAUGAAUUGCUUAUGAUAACAACGAGAGAUUUCUCACGACACGCAGGUUAACCGCCACACGUCAAGAUGAUGGACACUACAGCUCCUGAGCCGUUAUCCCUUGCUGUCCACUCUGAUGAAAACGAUGACGACAUUGACGAUGGCUGCAUGUCAUCACAGAGUUCAGAGUAUGGCGAUGACGGAGACUUGUCGUCAGGAAUGGCGGACGAGGUCACGGCUCAGUUAGCAGCCGCAGGUUGGCAAUGUCUUCAUGUCGAUGUGGAUGGACCAGUGGGAAUGGCUGCGGCUGCUGCAAUUAUGUCUGCCAAGAAGCGGAAACGGCCUCACUCCUUUGAGACCAACCCUUCUAUACGCAAGAGGCAGCAAAAUCGACUACUGCGGAAACUAAGGCAAACAAUUGAUGAGUUUGCCACCAGAGUGGGACAGCAAGCCGUGGUUCUCGUCGCAACUCCAGGCAAGCCCAGCAAUAGCUACAAAUGUUUUGGGGCUAAACCCUUGGAGGAUAUUGUUAAGAACCUAAGAACAAUGAUCAUGGAAGAGCUAGAGACAGCUUUGGCCCAACAAGCUCCCCCUCCAGUACAAGAUGACCCAUCUCUGUACGAACUGCCUCCCCUAGUCAUUGAUGGGAUACCGACUCCUGUGGAGAAGAUGACUCAGGCUCAGCUACGGGCGUUCAUCCCACUGAUGCUCAAAUAUUCCACAGGCAGGGUGAAGCCUGGUUGGGGUAGAGAGUCUACCAAGCCUCCGUGGUGGCCGGUAGGACUACCCUGGGCCAAUGUACGCAUGGACGCACGCUCUGAGGAGUCAAAACACAAGAUUUCCUGGACUCAUGCCUUGCAGCAGAUUGUGAUCAAUUGCUACAAGUACCACGGACGAGAGGACUUGCUGCCUGGGUUCAAUGAGGAUGAGGAAGGCAAGACAGGAGGCGGGGGUAGUGUGAUGAUGAGCGGGGGUACUGGUGGGGUCAUACGGCUACACAAGGCCCCGUCACCCUCACCUACAUUGACUGAUACACAGAGCUCACAUAUGGACUCAUCAGGUCAACAGGUGACUACACAGUACACACCAGCUGUCCUACAAACCAUCAGCAACCCUGACGGGACAUUGUCCAUCAUACAGGUGGACCCUAACAAUCCGAUCAUCACACUACCAGACGGCACCACAGCUCAUGUACAGGGAGUAGCAACUAUCCAGGCAGGCAGUAAUGAGCAAGGCACUAUCCACACUCUCCACACUGGAGAGGGAGGGGGAGUGGCCGUGGACCUAAGUAACGUUACAGAGGCAACCCUCAAUCAGGACGGACAACUUAUACUGACAGGGGACGACGGACAAAGUUACCCGGUCACUGUGUCAGGUAUGAUCUCAGUGCCAGUCAGUGGUGGCAUGUACCAAACUGUGGUAGCCAACAUACAACAUAUACAAGGCAGUGACGGCACCAUGCAGGUCAUCACGCCAAUGUGUCAUGUACCCAAGGUGGAGCCCGGCUCUGAAGGGGAAGGAGUUGAGACCAUCACACAUCAGCUGGUCAACAUAGCUGGCGAGCCACAGAUGUUGCAGGUGUUGUCACUCAAGGAGCCAUCCGGUGACAAGCCGCAAGAGGUGUCGACCAUCACCUCGGGCUAGACCACUGUCUGAUGUGAAAUCAAAACGCUACUGAAAGUCCUAGAUUCAGUUACUUCUCUCUAUUUAUAAAAAGGACCAACUACUUUGAGGUUUAUUUUAGAGAUACUAUACUUUUUACAUAACUUAACUGUUGUUUUGUGGCUAUAUGAUUAAUUUAUUAAUAUGCUAUAUUUUACAUGUUUCGUGCAAUGAAAGAUUGAUGUCAGUAAUUUAUUUCUUGCUGUUUGUUAAAUACUUAAAUAUGUAUUUCACAGUGAAAACAAAACUAGCAUAAUUAUUAGGCCCUAAUAUGAUUGUUAAAUGCAUGUAUUUUGUUGUUAACUAGUUUAACAAUAUUAUUUUAUAUUUAUUUAUUUAUUUAAAUGGUAGCUUUACCAUGCAUUGAAUUUUAUUUACAUGAGUUUACAAAGGAGUUUUUGUUAUAUGGCUAAUUUAGGAAUUAACGUCCCAACUAAGCUAGCCUUUAUUUAUGUAAUUCAUAAUGUAUUGUGGCUUUUAUUUUUAGAAAAUAUGUUGUAAGUAUGUGUUAUUUCUCAAACAAUCAUUACAACAUGUAUAAAAUUGUACAAGGUUAUGAUUUUAUGUAACCAACUCGAUAUGCAUCU
Messenger RNA from Macrosteles quadrilineatus (aster leafhopper), 2347 nucleotides. Its product is annotated as DNA-binding protein Ewg-like. The record is from RefSeq and is a predicted model, not a curated record. NCBI's taxonomy places the organism in Eukaryota, Metazoa, Arthropoda, Insecta, Hemiptera, Cicadellidae. Gene Ontology annotation, molecular function: DNA-binding transcription factor activity, RNA polymerase II-specific; RNA polymerase II cis-regulatory region sequence-specific DNA binding. Bases 186 to 1742 code for a protein of 518 amino acids. Gene Ontology annotation, biological process: regulation of transcription by RNA polymerase II. The transcript has 12 exons. Gene Ontology annotation, cellular component: nucleus.